Molecule: messenger RNA, 1071 nt
Organism: Meyerozyma guilliermondii ATCC 6260
Lineage: Eukaryota; Fungi; Ascomycota; Pichiomycetes; Serinales; Debaryomycetaceae
Exons: 1
Coding region: 1-1071 (356 amino acids)
Source: RefSeq, a predicted model, not a curated record
AUGACUGCUACCAUGCUUACAAAGGGCCUCAAUAAGUUGUCUCUCAAUGGAAGCGACAAGGUUCCGUCGGAUCGAGACUUCAUCGACCAUCUCAACUACGAAGAACUCGAACGCAAAUUUUGUGUCUACAAGUAUUACCCACAAUAUAUCCAUAAUGUCGAGGCGCCAACCCCCAUGAUCAAGGAUUUGAUAUCUGAUAAGCCGAUCUAUGCCCAGGCAAAUCGCCACGUCAAGAAAAAGCAGCGCCAGGAACAAAAACACGAACGUAGAGAGGAGAAGCGGGCGUUGCGUGAAGAAAAGAAAGAAGAACGCAAGCAUAAUCGCGAGGAAAAACGGGAUCUUCGCCAGCAACAAAGGCAAGAAAGACGGGAAUUGCGCCAAGAACAACAGGUUCGUUCGAAGCAGCAGCAGGCAUACCCACGACACAUCACCAAUCCGAACUUGAACGGUAACUCAAACGGUAAUGCUGCUAACUCAAACGGAGCCAACUUGAACGGCGCAAAUGCCCAUCUAAACGAUGGUGCUUCCCAUGCUUCCAGUUCAAAUGGCAAUUCCAAUGCUGCUAGAUCCAAAGACGUUCACAUCCACAACCACAUCAACGUCAACGUCAUGGCGCCCAAAAUCGACGAGGCUGACGAGCUUACGUUCAGAAACCCUUUCGGGUCCAAACCGCCCACUUUCGAAGAGUCUCAGCUUCUGGCCAAGGAGUCGUCUGGCACGAAUCGGUCCCUGGUAAUUUCCACACGGAUGCGCCGUUCAAGUACCCAGUCUAGUAACAAGAGACACAAUUCAAUUGCUAGCAAGUUUGUCAACAUUUUAAUGGGUAAUUUGAGCUCAGGUGAGGAAACCCCAGGCUCUAAUGAUGACAACGAAUUACAUGUGUCGUCCAGUUACGAUGCUACAAAGUCUAAUAUGACCUCUUCUCGAAGCAAGAAGACUAAUUUAUUGAAACUCAAGCUCGAUCCUCGCAGAAGAAUGAGCGAGCAAAUUGGUAAGUUACUUUUUUUUUUAUUUUUCUGGUUCCUUGACAAAUGGUACUUGAUGGUCCUUCUCCACUACCCCAGGCAUUGA